This is a messenger RNA of Coregonus clupeaformis (lake whitefish), 1524 nucleotides long. Its product is annotated as protein YIPF4-like. The transcript is spliced from 6 exons. Gene Ontology annotation, biological process: endoplasmic reticulum to Golgi vesicle-mediated transport; vesicle fusion with Golgi apparatus. Gene Ontology annotation, cellular component: trans-Golgi network; membrane. The record is from RefSeq and is a predicted model, not a curated record. The coding region runs from base 212 to 925 and encodes 237 amino acids. NCBI's taxonomy places the organism in Eukaryota, Metazoa, Chordata, Actinopteri, Salmoniformes, Salmonidae.
GUCUUUCCCAGCCUCCCUUACACUUCCUGCUUCGGUAGCUGCCUGUGUGUUUGAGCAAACGAUACAUCAACAACAAGAUGGAAUAGUUGUGAAAAUUUAGUGAAACCCCGUCAAUGACAACGUUGUAUUUACUUGUGGCAAGCUAUUCAAUUAAACACUUUAUUUAAAUGUCAGUUCUUAGGACUUGAAGGUUGUUGGCACAACAUCAACAAUGCAUCUCUCUCCCACCAACGGAGAUUUUACCUUCGUCUCAUCAACUGAAGCCGAGGAUCUAAGCGGUACUAUUGAUGCCCCAGAUGUUAAAUUGAGCAUGGGCAGUGACAAUGCAAAAGACCCAUAUGCAACCACGUUCCUGAGGAAACGAGGCUAUGGUUGGCUCCUGGAAGUAGAAGAGGAUGACCCCGAAGACAACAAACCUCUUCUGGAGGAGCUGGACAUCGACCUGAAAGACAUCUACUACAAGAUCCGCUGUGUGCUGAUGCCAAUGCCCUCCUUGGGCUUCAACCGGCAGGUUGUGAGGGACAACCCUGACUUCUGGGGCCCGCUGGCUGUAGUGCUCCUGUUCUCCAUGAUCUCCAUCUACGGACAGUUCAGGGUCGUGUCUUGGAUAAUUACCAUUUGGAUAUUCGGAUCUUUAACAAUCUUUUUGCUGGCUCGUGUUCUUGGUGGUGAGGUGUCUUAUGGACAAGUUCUUGGAGUGAUUGGAUACUCUCUACUCCCGCUCAUCGUUAUAGCCCCAUUGCUUUUGGUCAUUGGGGGUUUUGAUGUUGUUUCUACACUAAUAAAGCUUUCUGGAGUAUUUUGGGCUGCUUACAGUGCUGCUUCACUGCUUGUUGGGGAUGAAUUCAAAACCAAGAAGCCUCUGCUCAUAUACCCCAUUUUUCUUUUGUACAUCUACUUCCUGUCACUAUAUACUGGUGUCUGAUUGGACAAAUGGCUACUCCGUGGUUGGCGAAUGACACAAAGCACCGUGAAAAGACACACAAAUAUUCAUUCCACAAUGAAAAUAAGGAGUAUGGAUUUUUGAAAGGUCAUUUUCUCCCUCUUUAACCCUGUUUACAAUCUUAGACUGUGGGGAUAUAAGGGUGUAUGUUACAUCAGUGUAUUUAAAUGUACCCCUUACCUCUGUGCUCAGUAAAAAGUGGUUGCUUAUUGUCUAAGCUCUACAUUCAGAUUUAAUUGUAAUAAGAGCACAGGUUCGCAUUGGCAUCAUAUAAGAGGAGUGUAAUUAUUUAAUCAAGGCGUCAAAUCUGGUUUUGGUAAUCAUGGGAGGGUCACAUACUGUCAUUGAUUUUUGUUAAUGCUUUUAUUCCAUAGAGGAAGGUGGUGCCAAAUACAGUGCAAGGGGUUAAGAAAGAAGUCUGCCCCUAACGUCAGCCCGUAAGGUUCCCAUUAUUGUGUAAGGGAGUGGGAUUAGCAUACUGUUAUGCAUUAUUAUGCAUAGUUACGCAUUAUUUAGUUGUCAUUUCUGCCUGGGUAGACAAGUAGAUGGGCAGUUUGAGUGAAAUAAAACAAAGUACUGAA